AUGCACCUUCCAACGAGUCUACGAGCCCUAAGCUCACUCUUCAAUCUUAUUUGCCUCGUCCAGGGUCAGCAGGGGAGCCUUCAGGAUGGUGCUUUGCAGCAGCAAAUCCUCGCCAACACGCCAACCAACUAUGGCUCUGCUAUCAACAUCACCAGCUCGCGUCCAUUCUAUGCCAUCGCGCAUCGAGUGCUGUCGUCAUACGGGGUUGAAGCCGCAGUCCAACAUGGUGCGAAUGCCCUCGAGAUUGACAUGACGGCAUGGAAACAAGGAUGGUGGGCAGACCACGACGGCCAUCUCACAAGUUAUGGAGACAAAGCCGAGGAUUUAUUCAAGGUCAUCCGGCGCCUCCGGGAACGUGGCGAGACAAUCAUUUUCGUUUGGUUGGACCUCAAGAACCCCGACUGGUGCGAUCCAGACGAUCCAAAGUGGCGCCUGUGCUCCAUCGAUGCCCUGCGGGAUCUGGCGAGGAGUAUCCUAGAGCCCGUCGGUGUCCAAGUUCUGUUUGGCUUCUACGAGAAUCAAGUCGGCGGCAAGGCUUUUAGGCGUGUCCGGGAUGGUCUUAAUGCCCGGGAGGCUAUUGAUAUUGAAGGGACCCGGGCGUUGGUGCGCUCCUCGUUCCUCAAGUUCCCCGUCCCCAAGCAACAGAGUAUCAUGUCCUACGGCUGGGGGCUCCUUGAAGCAGGGUUUGGCGACUGCCAGGAGAAGGAAUACAAAACCUGUACAGAACUACGUCAGGCGGUUGAAAUGGACGCAUUUGGCAAGGUGUUCUCCUGGACAUUGACACAUGAUCAAAGUUGGUAUGGCGACAAACUCAUGGGAACGGCACGUGUGGACGGUCUCAUCUACGGCGCUCCCGCAACAGAAUACAAGGACAACGGUUAUAAUCGCGAUACUUUCACAUUCAUUUUUAAGUGGCUUCGGUAUCAUGAUGGUUUUCGUCAUUUGGCUACUCAGAGCGAGAAGCCAUGGUGA
Clonostachys solani is the source of this 972-nucleotide messenger RNA. Lineage: Eukaryota; Fungi; Ascomycota; Sordariomycetes; Hypocreales; Bionectriaceae. The record is from the annotation of a GenBank genome assembly.